AUGUAUUCGCGUUAUCAUGUACAAUCAUUAAGAAAUAAUAGAUUUGUCGGUGAUAUCAGAGAUGAAAGGGAUCAAAUUGAAUGGAUGAAGGUAGACAAUAAUAUUGAUAAAAAUUUGAUUGAUUAUUUUAAUUUUCAUGUAUCAAGAGCAAACGUGGAUAGAAAGACUAACUGGUUUAUUGAUAAUAUACGUAUCAGAUUUGUAGAUAGAUAUUUAUCUGAUGCGAAUGAACUUGGAUAUAUUCGAUUUUUAAUGGACUGUACUAAAAUGGAACAAAAUCCAAAAUAUAUAAUUACAGCUUAUACAACUAACUCAGAUUUCUACAUAAAAAUGAAUCAACUAUUAGUAACAGUAGCAGUCAAUUGGUUACAUGAUCGAUAUGGAAAUUAUGGUGCAGGUCGACGAUCAUAUUUUUAUCUUCUUAAAGGGCAUUCAUCAUUAGAGCCUUACUCAUUUAAAGGACGUGUAUAUCGUGGUAUGUGUGUAGACAAAUAUUCUUUAAAACCAUAUUUAACUGCUGGUAAAAUAAUGAAUAAAGCAUUUCUCUCAGCAUCAAAACUUCCUUCGAUAGCUGAAAAUUUUGCUAUCGACAGUAAAAAUAAUUUACAGCACACUCAAUCUGUUUUAUGUAUAUAUGAAAUAAGAAAACAUUAA
Molecule: messenger RNA, 654 nt
Organism: Didymodactylos carnosus
Lineage: Eukaryota; Metazoa; Rotifera; Eurotatoria; Philodinida; Philodinidae
Source: the annotation of a GenBank genome assembly